CGCUCCUCCUCCAGUUCCAGCUGCCGCCGCCGCCGCCGCUUCCUGGGUUGAGUCCGCCCGCGGUCCCGGCGGCUCCAGGUGUGUUCUCGCUGUCCAGCUCCUGCCCGAAUCCGCCGCCGCCGUAGCUGCCCCGGGCUCCCCGCCCCGCUGCCGAGAUGGCGACGCGCUCCUGCCGGGAGAAGGCUCAGAAGCUGAACGAGCAGCACCAGCUCAUCCUGUCCAAGCUGCUGAGGGAGGAGGACAACAAGUACUGCGCCGACUGCGAGGCCAAAGGUCCUCGAUGGGCUUCCUGGAAUAUUGGUGUAUUUAUUUGCAUCAGAUGUGCUGGAAUCCAUAGAAAUCUUGGAGUUCAUAUAUCCAGGGUCAAGUCAGUCAACCUAGAUCAGUGGACACCGGAACAGAUACAGUGCAUGCAAGAUAUGGGAAAUACUAAAGCAAGACUACUCUAUGAAGCCAAUCUUCCAGAGAACUUUCGAAGACCACAGACAGAUCAAGCAGUGGAAUUUUUCAUCAGAGAUAAAUAUGAAAAGAAGAAAUACUAUGAUAAAAAUGCAAUAGCUAUUACAAAUAUUUCUUCUUCUGAUGCUCCUCUUCAGCCUUUGGUAUCCUCGCCUUCUCUACAAGCUACUGUUGAGAAAAACAAAUUGGAGAAAGAAAAGGAAAAAAAAAAGGAAGAGAAAAAGAAAGAAAAGGAGCCAGAAAAGCCUGCAAAACCUCUUACAACUGAAAAGCUGCAGAAGAAAGAAGAUCAGCAGUUGGAGCCCAAAAAAAGUACUAGCCCUAAAAAAGCUGCAGAGCCCACUGUUGAUCUUUUAGGACUUGAUAUAUGUUGUCUGCCUGAUGGCCCUGCUGAGGCACCAGUGACCAAUGGGAACACAACCACAUUGCCGUCCCUGAAUGAUGAUCUAGACAUCUUUGGACCAAUGAUUUCUAAUCCCUUACCUGCAACUGUCAUACCCCCAGCUCAGGGGACGCCCUCUAUACCUGCAGCUGCCACUCUGUCUGCAGUAAUAUCUGGAGAUCUGGAUCUGUUCACUGAGCAAGCUACAAAGUCAGAAGAGGUGGCAAAGAAACAACUCUCCAAAGACUCCAUCUUAUCUUUGUAUGGUACAGGAACCAUUCAGCAGCAGAGUACUCCUGGUGUGUUUAUGGGACCCACAAAUAUACCAUUUACCUCACAAGCACCGACUGCAUUUCAAGGUUUUCCAUCAAUGGGUGUGCCUGUGCCUACCCCUGCAGCUCCUGGCCUUCUCGGAAAUGUGAUGGGACAGAGUGCAAGCAUGAUGGUGGGCAUGCCCUUGCCCAAUGGGUUUAUGGGAAAUGCACAAACUAGUGUGAUGCCACUUCCUCCAAAUGUGGUUGGCCCCCAAGGAGGAAUGGUGGGACAGAUGGGUGCACCCCAGAGUAAGUUUGGCCUGCCGCAAGCUCAACAGCCCCAGUGGAACCUCUCACAGAUGAAUCAGCAAAUGGCUGGCAUGAGUAUCAGUAGUACGAACCCAACAGUGGGUUUUGGCCAGCCCCCCAACACAACAGCAGGAUGGUCUGGAAGCUCAUCGGGUCAGACUCUCAGCACACAGCUGUGGAAAUGAAAACUGCAAUGCAAGUUUCAUCCAGAACUACCACCUGACAUUCCUUGCUAAAAUGCAUCUAGUUCCCCUGUUUAUUCAUGUACAUAUAUAUUUUUUCUUUUUCCCCAUUUGUUCCUAUUAAGAAUUAUCUGACUGACCGUGUUGGUCUGUACUGAUUAAAUUUGAUGUGAAAAGCAGGUUGAGAAACCAUUUUAUGUCAAGGGCAGCUUUGCUCAUUUCCCAUGAUUUCAUAAACCACAUUAUUUGAGAAGCUGCUCAGUCAACUUGCAUAAUCAGUUUUACUCUCAAUAAAAUUAUAGCUGUAAUGUCUGCAUAUAAGGGAAGUAGUUAUCAUGUAAGUAAUACCUCUAACAGUAUAAACACCACCCCCAAAUUAGCCAGUAAUCCUUAGGAAGGUACUGUAUGAUCAAAUGUUUCAUCAUAUAAAUAGAAUGUAAAUGUAUCACUGAGCACUGUUUUCUAGUGUAUCAAAAUUCUUUUAUUUCAUCAUUCACUUCACUGUGCUGUUGUUAUGAUGUGCUUAACAGGGAACGUGGUUAGUGAAAGGAAGAUAAACCUGGAUGUUACUACAAAACUUAGUUUAACGAAUGUUUAAAGAACUCAAAUUUCAUCUGCCUCUCCUGUAAUUUGGAUCUCUUCUUAUGUACAUAGUGCUAAUAACAUGAAGACCUUUCUCUGCACUGUAUGCAAACAGGGUAACUAAACAAGCCACUUUCAAUCCUUGAAGGUAUAUCCAGGUUUAUGACAGUAAUUGUGUUUACAUUUUAUGGUGCCUAGUAUUGACAAAAUGUUAUAUCCCUAUAUUAAACAGAUGAAUCCAUA
Messenger RNA from Leptonychotes weddellii (Weddell seal), 2411 nucleotides. RefSeq names its product small ArfGAP 1 (gene SMAP1). Gene Ontology annotation, molecular function: metal ion binding; GTPase activator activity. Gene Ontology annotation, cellular component: cytoplasm. NCBI's taxonomy places the organism in Eukaryota, Metazoa, Chordata, Mammalia, Carnivora, Phocidae. The record is from RefSeq and is a predicted model, not a curated record. Gene Ontology annotation, biological process: regulation of clathrin-dependent endocytosis.